AUGGCCGUCGAUCUCGACAUACAACCUCCCGAGUCAACAGCGACAUCCACCCCUCCCCCGCAGACCCGCCAUCCUCUUCCCCAAGAAGCGCAUGGAUCUCUGGCGAUCCGCACUUCCACCGCUGAUGAAGCGACAUGUCUGGAGGUAGACCACAUGAUUCUCGAUUUCUUCCUCCACGAUGCCAUCCAAACCUGCCUGUCCACUCCCCACUCAAUCGACUCGGCCAUCCGCCGCGUCGACGACUUCCUCUCCAUCUUCAACGACCGCCAUCCCACUUACUCCCCAGACCCGGAACUCCAUUUCCGCCAACUCCUCCUUCAACUCUUGACUCUGAUAACCAACCGCUACGAGCAAAAGUCCACCACUCCACCUCUUGCCUCUCUCAUCGCCCUCCGUGAUCAAAACAUAUCUCGCGCGAGAAAGUGGAUCGCAUCUUCAGCGGCUCCCACAUUCCCCUACCCUCUCAUAACAUCCCCCAGGUCCUCACACCCGGAUCAAACAGCCCUCCUCGCCAAUACAACAUCCGUCCUAGCUUCUCUCAACCGUCUCACCACAUCCUCAUUCUACGGGUCACAACAGAGUGUGUCCCUCGUAGAUCUCCUCCCGAUGUUCAUGGAUMUCUCCGCUGUGGUAUGCGGCAAACUCGUCCCGGGUGGGAUCAAUGAUCAAUGGAUGAAGAUGGCAAGUGAGUGGAUGUUACAGGCUUGUUUGGAGCAGUUMUUCGUAUACGGAGCAACAAACACGGAAUUCAUUGAUGAGGCCUUUGCUUGGGGGUGGCAACGGAAAGGAGAGGGAGUGGUGAAUGCGAUGUUUAGAGAUGAGGAGGUUGAGAGGGAAGUCGAGGGUUGGGAAGGAUGGAAAGAACGGAGAUUGGAUGCUUUGAUGAGGGAGGUGGAAGGGGAAGAUUUUGCUGGACGACUGGAGAGAUUGGCGGUGGAAUACAGUAUGAAGCAAUUCGAAGAGACCGUGAGAGGUUUUCUGGAGGCUCUGGGACAAUGCAUUUCUGAACCUGUAUUGUUGCAGCUACAGAAGGGAAAGCUGCAAGAMAUGUCGGAAGCUGAUACGGCCAAAUUUUUGAAGGAGUGCGGAGUUGCAGAGGUAGGGUUGGCCGAGGCACUUCAAAGAGAUGGUUGA
Ramularia collo-cygni is the source of this 1134-nucleotide messenger RNA. RefSeq lists its product as uncharacterized. Lineage: Eukaryota; Fungi; Ascomycota; Dothideomycetes; Mycosphaerellales; Mycosphaerellaceae. The transcript has a single exon. The coding region runs from base 1 to 1134 and encodes 377 amino acids. The record is from RefSeq and is a predicted model, not a curated record.